AUGGAUUCAGUGAUUGAUUGGAUGGUAAAGAUUCCAUUCCAGAACUGGGCUGCUCAUGUGUUUAUAGGAGAAAGGUAUGGUGAGAACACAUCUAACAUUGCAGAGAGUUUUAACAGUAUGAUCAAGCAUGAUAAGCGGCUUCCAGCACUUGAUCUUAUCGAAUGUAUUCGUGCUAAGGUAAUGGAGCAUAACUACAAGAGGUUGGUGGAGUCUAGUAAGUGGACUUCAAAGCUUACUCCCCGGAUGCAGGUUAGGCUCAACAAGAGGGUGACCGACUGUCGUUUUUAUAAGUUCCGUAGAUCAAUUGAUAGAGUUUUUGAGAUCCUUUCUCCUACUGGAAAGCACACAGUCGACUUGGAUGCUAAGACAUGCACUUGCUAUUGGUGGCAGAAGCAUGGUUUCCCUUGCACCCAUUCGAUGAAAGCGAUGUUGCAUAUUGGGCCAGACGAACCUUACAAGCAUAUCAUUCCGUAUUACACCACCGAGUACUAUAGAGGUCUAUAUGCUCGUCUUAUCUAUCAUAUCCCCGAUACUGAGAGGCCUCCUAAAAUUAAUGAGGAAGGUUAUGUUUUGCCUCCCAAUGGUGGUAUAGAAUCAGCUGGAAGGCCAACUACUAUAAGGUACAGGGGUUCUCGAGAGAAAGUUCGCAAGAAAAGGAAGUGUGGUCAGUGUGGGAGACUUGGCUUCCACAACCGUCGUAGAUGUCGCAGAUCUCCUUUAGCUCCUCGUGCACCAGUGUUUCGCAGGGAAUCUAAUUCCAGGAUGAUCAACUUUUUGAGCAGGAUGUUAUUCUGA
Molecule: messenger RNA, 795 nt
Organism: Papaver somniferum (opium poppy)
Lineage: Eukaryota; Viridiplantae; Streptophyta; Magnoliopsida; Ranunculales; Papaveraceae
Exons: 1
Coding region: 1-795 (264 amino acids)
Molecular function (GO): zinc ion binding
Source: RefSeq, a predicted model, not a curated record